CUUGGCUGCGCGCGACAGCGGGACGUGGCCGAGGGUGCGCGGCGCGCGGACCAUGACCCGCAGCUGCUCCGCUCUGGGCUGCACCACGCGGGACACCGGGCUGAGCCGGAAGCGGGGCAUCUCCUUCCACCAGUUUCCUAUUGAUGACAUACAGCGUACGAAAUGGAUCCAUGCUGUUAAUCGAGCAGACCCCAAAAGCAAAAAGGUUUGGAUUCCAGGACCUGGUGCCAUAUUGUGUUCCAGACAUUUUGCAGAAGCGGACUUCGAAUCAUAUGGCAUGAGAAGAAAACUAAGGAAAGGAGCUGUACCUUCUGUUUUUCUAUACAAGGAUCCUCUGAGUACAUAUCUUAGAAAUAGAAGAUCCCAGAAAGCAUUAAAGCAGCCACUCUCGCAUAAUUCUCCUGAUGAGGAGGUCAUUACUGCGGAUCACAACUAUAGCUUAAAGAAUCCUGCAACUGCUGCUGAGCAACAGACAGAAAUGAAAGAAAUAGUACAGUUGCCUAAAAAGAAACUUGUUGCAGCACGAAGGGGUCUCUCUUACCAAGAACAAAAUGUCUUUAGUGUAAUCAAUGAGCUUGCAAAGAAGAAGCUGCUCUCUGAAGAAGCUAUGAGCCUGCUGCAGGCCCAGUUUUCAGAUUUGCAGUGGGAACCACACAGCUGGAGACAGAUGACCGAGCGCUCCACAGAAAUGAGGCAGUUUGCCUGUACUCUCCACCUCUAUAGUAGUAAAGGCUAUGAUUAUGUAAGAAAGAAUUGCCUCCUGCCUCAUCCUUCCAGCCUGACAAACUGGUUGUCUAAUGAUGAAGGUAGUCCAGGCUUCAGCAACAGUAUUUUCUUUCACCUUCAGCAGAGAGUAGAGCAAGAAGAACAGGCAUACCAGUACUGCUCACUGAUGAUCGAAGGUAUGGCUCUCAAGAAACAGCUGGAAUGGGACCCUGUGACUCGACGUCUGGUUGGGUUUGUAGAUGUAGGUGCAGGAGCACUUGAUGCUGAUGAAGCACCACUGGCCUCAGAAGUUAUAGUCCUAAUGGCAGUAGGUGUUCUUGGUCACUGGAGAGCUCCCCUGGGUUAUUUCUUUGUAAAUGGAACCACUGGCCAUUUACUAGCUCAACUGCUUUAUCAGACCAUCAGCAAGCUGACCAACGUAGGUGUCAGAGUUCUCUCUGUGACGUCUGCAGCCACUGCUCAAGGUGUUGAGCUGGCAAAGGCGUUGGGCAUACGUAUUGAUGCCAACAACAUGCAGUGCACUUUUCAGCAUCCUCAUAGUGCCACUCAUCAGAUCACAUACUUCUUUGAUGCUUGCCAUAUGCUCCAGUUAAUAAGAAAUGUGUUUCAGUGCUUUCAUAGGAUACAGUUCAUUAAUGAAACAGCACACUGGCAGCACAUAGUGGACCUAGUGACUCUGCAGGAGAAGGAAUUACUGUAUAUUAGUGACCAAUUGUCAGGAAGACCCAGAAAUAGUGAAAGCUGUCACUUGAGGGUGAACUAUGUAGCACAGCUGUUCAGUGAGAGUGUCACUGGCACGCUGGAAUGUCUCCAGUUGUUGGGCCUGCCUUCUUUUCAGAACUGCAGUGGGACCAUCAAAUUUGUGCGCUUGAUGAGCUAUCUGUUUGACAUUUUUCAUGGAAGAAGCUGUUAUGGAAUAGGAUUGAAAGGGCCUGUGUCCUCUGAAAAUUAUGCCAAGAUACAUCGCCUCUUAACUGAGGCUAAAAGUGUCUUUGUUGCGUUAACUGACACUUCAGGGAGACACUUUCUGAAAGGUAAACAUAAAUUAGGAUUUCUAGGGUUUUUGCUUAAUGCUGAGAGCUUAAAAUGGCUUUACACAAACUAUGUCUUUCCAAAGAGCAUGCCCUUCCGCUACCUCCUCACUUACACAUUCAGCCUAGAUCAUCUGGAAUUAUUUCUCAGCACCCUCAGACAAGCAUGUGCGAGCUGCGAUAACCCUACCUGCAUGAUGUUCCAGACUGCUUAUUCUAAACUGCUGACCAAGUAUAAUUUGGCACCAGGAUUACAUCUAAAUCUUUUAGGUGACAUGAACACCUUAGACGUAUCUAUUGUUCGUAGGACAGAUUUGGCCCUUGAUACCAUUCAUUCUCAGUAUGGUCAGGGUUGUAUGGCGAUUCCAUCAAUGGAUUACGUUUACUAUACAGGCCAUAUUUCAUUUAACUCUACACUGAGUGAUGCAUUGACAGAUCUGUCCCUCUAUGCAGAAAGCAUCACCUAUACUGCUGGCUGUGUUGCUGAGAGGUUAGCAGCUGCCAUAAGAUGUGAAGCCUGUGUCACUUCUCUCUUUGUGUCAGAUGAAAAAAUCCUAAAAUGUGGUUCACUGUUGUGCAUUAAAAAGAUUGGGAGCUGGAGUUUGCCAUCAGAGAGCGUGCGUCAGAUUGUGAGCGUUUCUGAGCAAAUCCUAAAAACGCAUGCAAGAGUGAAAGACUGUAACCUAAGCCUCAAGCAACAGGCCAGGUAUUUAGAACAGAAAAUUUUAUAUGAGUUAUCUGAACAGAGUCACCUUUUCUCGGCGUUAAACAAUCACCUAUUUGAAGGGGAAUUGUGUGUCACCAAUCACUACACAAUGCUGUUAAGGAACAUAGUGCAAUGUUACUUAAAUGUCAGAGCUGACCAUGCAAAAGAAUGGGGUUUGGAAUACUGUUCUGGAAGGCAUGGAUCGAAGAAGUUGACUAGGAAAUAUCCAUUUUCAUCAUCAUUAAAGACUUAUAAAUCUAUCCAAAUCUUACCUGUGCCAUAAUUUCUUACUAAUUUGUUAAAUGGUCUCCCCUUGAGUAAUGUUUAGAUAAGGUCUGAUCUUUGCAACACAAAUGUCAGAGAACAGGGAUGGUGUAUUUCAGUUGAUCUCUUGGCAAUACUGUGUCCAGCGGUGGCUAAUAAAGGAUAGUCCUAGGAGGAUUAACUGUACUAGGUUCCAGUCAUGCCUGGGGUUAGAAGUGGAAAAUGAGUUUGAGGUCAUCCUAAAUUCUCAUUUAUGCAGAUUGCACAACUACAACUUAUUUUAGAACAACAAUGUCUAUGUAAGGACUAGAUUACGGAAGCUACUGGAAAUCCACAUUGAGGUUCAUUGGCAGUUAUGUGUGGAAGCUUGCCGAAUACCUACCUAUGCUAUGCCUGGCUCUGGGUAGAGCUGUUAGCCCCCGACUAUGAUGAGUACAAAGUUUCCUCAUACAUGUUUAGAAAAGGGGCUGGGGGGAAAGAACUGAUGGAGUACUAUAGCAGCAGAUAACUCCAUAGAGCUGUAGAAAAAAAAUUAAGCAGCAAAACAGCUUACACAAAGCUAUUAAAAAAAAAAAAAAGAUUUGUACGAGAAACAACAUGUUUUACUUGUACUUACUGAUUAUAUAAUUACUCUGCCUUUUGCCUUUAAUUCCACUAGCAGCUUAUUAGAAAAAUAAAGUAUUCCAAACUGCUUCCUUUAAGUGCUUAAAUCUGAACACGAAUUAGGAUAACAUGAAGUGACGAAAAGACCUUGAUUUUGGCUACCCCAAUGGGAAAAAAGUCAGUCAGGUAAGAAAUAAAACUGAUGGAAUAGGGUCAGGUGCAGGGGAUCUGUCACAGAAUGGAAUAGAUAGGAAAAAAACCAAAACUUGUCAUGCAUUUCUCUACACAGGAUUCUACAAAAUACUGUAUAAAGGGUGGGCCAGAUAAUCCUUGAAAAUAUUUAGGAAGUAAUUUAAUAUCUGCAGAUGUGCUUGCCAGUGUAGGAGGUAUCCUGCCUUGGGGGGCUUGCAAUCUAAAGACAGAAUAACUCAGGACCCAGUAGGAGACCUAGUGCAAAGUGUUGGCGAGAAACUUUUGAUUUGCUUGUUUCCUCCUCUUAAUAAAAUGUGGGGAAGACAGU
This is a messenger RNA of Dermochelys coriacea (leatherback sea turtle), 3850 nucleotides long. RefSeq names its product THAP domain containing 9 (gene THAP9). NCBI's taxonomy places the organism in Eukaryota, Metazoa, Chordata, Testudines, Dermochelyidae. The record is from RefSeq and is a predicted model, not a curated record. The transcript has 5 exons. Bases 53 to 2746 code for a protein of 897 amino acids.